Myotis daubentonii (Daubenton's bat) is the source of this 957-nucleotide messenger RNA. RefSeq names its product low-density lipoprotein receptor-related protein 2-like. Gene Ontology annotation, molecular function: protein binding; calcium ion binding; hormone binding. The coding region runs from base 1 to 957 and encodes 318 amino acids. Gene Ontology annotation, cellular component: apical plasma membrane; plasma membrane; signaling receptor complex. Gene Ontology annotation, biological process: receptor-mediated endocytosis. The transcript has 6 exons. The record is from RefSeq and is a predicted model, not a curated record. NCBI's taxonomy places the organism in Eukaryota, Metazoa, Chordata, Mammalia, Chiroptera, Vespertilionidae.
AUGAUUACUAGCCAGAAAGCCACGUGUAGCUACGCCAAAGUGUCCAAAAACUGUCACCCCGAGGAGCUGCGGUGCGGCUCCAGGCAGUGGUCCUGUGCCAGUGCAGACCAGUGCGUGCCGGACUCCUGGCGCUGCGACGGGCAGCGCGACUGCAGGGACGGCAGUGACGAGGCUGCGUGCGCCCCCGAGAAGUGCGGGAGUUCUGAGUUCCAGUGCCGCUCCUCUGCCUGCCUCCACCUCAGCCUGGUGUGUGACGGGAAGGAGGACUGUGCCGACGGCUCGGACGAAGGUGGACAGUGCUCGGCGUCAGCAUGCGGCCAAGUACAGUGCUCCCACACCUGCUACCGGUCCCCCCGAGGCCCUAUAUGUGCUUGUGAGCAAGGCUUCGAGCUGAAGAGCAGCGGCGGAAGCUGUGAGGAUGUGGAUGAGUGCCGGAGGUCGGGUGGUCGGCCUUGCAGUCAGACCUGUAUCAAUACCGAGGGCUCCUACCGCUGUACCUGUCAUCCUGGCUACUUGCUGGAGCCAGAUGGCCACACCUGUAAAGCAACAGGUACGGAACCGAUCCUGCUGGUGGCCAUUCAGUUUAACCUGCUUCUCUAUGGACUAAGGAGCUUGAAAGAAGAUAUUCUGGCAGCUACAGACAAGAACCUGGUUAUUUUCUCCAUUGACUAUGACUUACUGGAUCAGAAAGUCUUCUGGACAGAGCUCGGUGCAGAAAGUAUUAAGUGGAUAAGCAUGGACGCAAAGAAGAAAGGGACUGUAGUAAAAGGAAUAAAGUCAGACUGUAUGGUGGUCGAUUGGAUUGGGAGGAAUCUCUACUGGACAGAUGGCACAGCUGGCCAGAUUUUGGCAAUUCAGUUGACUGCUGUGUGGCGAGGAAAACCUGAAUACACAAUUGUCCUGGGUGAUAACUUAAAUCAGCCACGGUCUUUGGCUUUAGAUCCCUUAAAUGGGUGA